Molecule: messenger RNA, 543 nt
Organism: Rotaria sp. Silwood2
Lineage: Eukaryota; Metazoa; Rotifera; Eurotatoria; Philodinida; Philodinidae
Source: the annotation of a GenBank genome assembly
AUGACUGAUCCGAGUGUCAGUACCAUUUGUCUUCCAUCAGUCAGUUCCAUAACAUUAUCAGCCGGCGAAUGGCCUCCAGUUGGAAUAACAGUGAGUGUGGCUGUAGGCUGGGGUCGAUUGAGUGAAAAUGGAUUGACAGCGUCGACACUUCAACAAGUAACGAUGCAAACGGUUGAUCGCUGGUCAUCGAUAUGUUCUCCUGUGAUCGCGAAUUGGUCAGUUCAAUUUUGUGCUACUGCUCCAUACAAAGACACGUGCCAAGGCGAUUCUGGUGGCUCUCUGAUGGCUUUCACUUCUAGCAAACAAUGGGUUUUGGUUGGUGCAACGAGCAGUGGCAUUGGUUGUGCUCGACCGUAUUAUGCCGGUAGUUACACUCGCAUAGCUGCUUAUCAAACGUGGAUUAGCUCGAUUACCGAUGGUCAAUUCAUUAAUCCAACCUCAUCAAGUUUGACUUUACCAGCGAUAUGCAUAGCAACUGCACAUUAUCGAUCAACUGUUUCAUUUGUAUUGGUUUCAAUUGUCUUUCUAUUUGGUGCCAUGUAA